This is a messenger RNA of Homo sapiens (human), 10707 nucleotides long. RefSeq names its product F-box protein 22 (gene FBXO22). The transcript has 7 exons. Gene Ontology annotation, cellular component: cytoplasm; nucleus; Z disc. The record is from RefSeq and is marked reviewed. The coding region runs from base 87 to 1298 and encodes 403 amino acids. Lineage: Eukaryota; Metazoa; Chordata; Mammalia; Primates; Hominidae.
AGUGCGCGCCGGCCGGGCAACCCUAUGCUGGCGUAAUCGGGUUCCUCCGAGCCGCCGUAGGACUGGUUCCGGCGGGCUGGUGAGGAAUGGAGCCGGUAGGCUGCUGCGGCGAGUGCCGCGGCUCCUCCGUAGACCCGCGGAGCACCUUCGUGUUGAGUAACCUGGCGGAGGUGGUGGAGCGUGUGCUCACCUUCCUGCCCGCCAAGGCGUUGCUGCGGGUGGCCUGCGUGUGCCGCUUAUGGAGGGAGUGUGUGCGCAGAGUAUUGCGGACCCAUCGGAGCGUAACCUGGAUCUCCGCAGGCCUGGCGGAGGCCGGCCACCUGGAGGGGCAUUGCUUGGUUCGCGUGGUAGCAGAGGAGCUUGAGAAUGUUCGCAUCUUACCACAUACAGUUCUUUACAUGGCUGAUUCAGAAACUUUCAUUAGUCUGGAAGAGUGUCGUGGCCAUAAGAGAGCAAGGAAAAGAACUAGUAUGGAAACAGCACUUGCCCUUGAGAAGCUAUUCCCCAAACAAUGCCAAGUCCUUGGGAUUGUGACCCCAGGAAUUGUAGUGACUCCAAUGGGAUCAGGUAGCAAUCGACCUCAGGAAAUAGAAAUUGGAGAAUCUGGUUUUGCUUUAUUAUUCCCUCAAAUUGAAGGAAUAAAAAUACAACCCUUUCAUUUUAUUAAGGAUCCAAAGAAUUUAACAUUAGAAAGACAUCAACUCACUGAAGUAGGUCUUUUAGAUAACCCUGAACUUCGUGUGGUCCUUGUCUUUGGUUAUAAUUGCUGUAAGGUGGGAGCCAGUAAUUAUCUGCAGCAAGUAGUCAGCACUUUCAGUGAUAUGAAUAUCAUCUUGGCUGGAGGCCAGGUGGACAACCUGUCAUCACUGACUUCUGAAAAGAACCCUCUGGAUAUUGAUGCCUCGGGUGUGGUUGGACUGUCAUUUAGUGGACACCGAAUCCAGAGUGCCACUGUGCUCCUCAACGAGGACGUCAGUGAUGAGAAGACUGCUGAGGCUGCGAUGCAGCGCCUCAAAGCGGCCAACAUUCCAGAGCAUAACACCAUUGGCUUCAUGUUUGCAUGCGUUGGCAGGGGCUUUCAGUAUUACAGAGCCAAGGGGAAUGUUGAGGCUGAUGCAUUUAGAAAGUUUUUUCCUAGUGUUCCCUUAUUCGGCUUCUUUGGAAAUGGAGAAAUUGGAUGUGAUCGGAUAGUCACUGGGAACUUUAUAUUGAGGAAAUGUAAUGAGGUAAAAGAUGAUGAUCUGUUUCAUAGCUAUACAACAAUAAUGGCACUCAUACAUCUGGGGUCAUCUAAAUAAUAAUUAAAGUGGCUUUCAUAAUAUGUAACUUUUGGGUUCUGCCUUUUUCAGAAAAUGGAAACUUGGGCCAUGUGUAUUUCAAACAAAAAUAACUUUAGAUAUAUCUUUUUUGUAGCUUUGAUUGAUGCUCUAAGAUCACAUGAGGGUAGUAUUUAAUAUAUUAGAUGAAGGACAACUUUGGACAUAACACUGACUAGGAGUUGAGAGCUUUUGCAUCAGGCAGAAGCAAACUGAUUAUAGUUGUGUUGCACCAGAUCAUGUAGCUGCUGUGUAACAUGACCUUAAAUAGUCUUCCUGCAUAGGAAGAGCAAAAGGGUAUUCAUCAAUAGGAUAUAGAUUUAAGACAUUCCCUGACUACCCCUUGCGUUGUUAGGUGAUGUCUUUUAGCAGAAUCAUGAAGACCUUUUUUCUCCCUUAAUAAAGGAGAAAAAUAUACUGAUGGCUGGAGAAAUUUUUCUCUGCCUUUCAGUUUUAUGAAUUUUUUCAGAAGUAACAAUAUUAUUAUUGACUUUUUACUUAUUUGAUAAAAAUUAAAGAACUAUUUUUGUUUUGGUCAGAUAAAUUGACAAGACUAAUCAGUAUUUUAUUAUAAGUAAAAGAUUUUUCUUCUUUCCUUAAAAAUAUUUUUUUUUCACCUAGGUCUAAAUAGCUAACUAACUGGUAGACCAGAGUAUUACAUCAUCUUAUUUUGGUUUUAUACCAAUAAAACAUAGCGUGGAACUCAUUCAGGUAAUGUUUUGCAUUUCAUUGCUUUUGGAUGAACAAAGGAAGUAAACUAAUCCUUUAUAAAUGAAAACCCAGAAUAGUUGGUAUGUCAGCUAGUCAUUCCUGUCAUAUUCCCAGUAGAAUGAUUUUCAAGUUUGAAUUUCUGUACAAAUAUCUAAAUAAGAGAUGUGCAGAGAGCACCAAUUUUCCUUCAAUAUCCAUUCUUUACUUUUCACAUAAUGAUAGAACCUUUGAUUUUUCAAGUGGGUAUGCCUCCUAGAAUAAAGACUACAUUUCCCAGUCUCCUGUGCAGGUAUGACUGUGUUCUGGACAAUGGAAUGUGAGGGGAAACGAUUUUUUGUGUCCUUAAAAUGGCAUGACCAUUUAUUUGCCCCUUUCUCCAUCCUGUUGCUUGGAAUGUGGAUCUGGUAGUGAGCCAUCUUGGACCCUGAAGAGGAGGCAACACACCAUUGUAGAAGAAAAACAACAGAAGGAUCCUGGUCCCUGUACGACCUCAUUGAAGAAACACCAUAAGUGGCGUGGACUAUCUACCUCCAGACUGUUUUACAAGAGAGAAAUUAGCAUAUUCCAUCUAAUACAGUAUGAUGUAACUAAUGUUACUUUUGUAACAGUCAGUGGUUUGUUCUAACAGGACAGUAGAACACUUGCAAGGUAAGUAAAACCAAAUGUAUUAGCAUUAUUCCUGCUUUUCCUUUUUUGUCACUUUUAUCCUUUUUUUAAAACUGAAAAUAUUUUUCUCUUGCUAUUUAUAUAUAUAUGAUAAAAAUGCUUGGAAGAGUCCUUUAAUUUAUGGUUAUUCUAAAUCCUAGUUCCUGAGGCAAGUCCAAAGAAAAAUUUGUCAAAACUUUUCAUCUAUGAAUAUUUAUAUUUAGCUCUUGCUAUUUAGCUAUUAUCAAAAUACCUCAAAAUUUUAGUCCUUGAAUGUGCUCAUAUAGCCCAUAAGGCAAAUAUUUUUUAAACUUUAUUGUCCCUGAUAUUAACCAGAAUUGGUUGAAUAGUAGAGGAAAAGGGAUUUUUAAAACUGAAAAUAUGAACAAAAUGAGCCUUAGAAUUGAAUGGAUUAUUUUAAACAAAUUAAUACUCAUAUAAAAUGUUUUGCUGCUUCUCAAAGAGUCUGAUACAGGGUAAUUUCAUACAAUAUUUGAUGUUGUUAAAGCAUUCCUUUUUAUAGCUGAGCCUUUGGAGCUUGUUAUGAACAGUAAAAUCAUUUAGUCACAUGGUUGUAACCUUAGUGCAAAGUAAAAAGGGAAAAGUUGACCUAAUAGAAACAAUAGUAGUAUUGAUAAGAACAAAAGUCAUCCUCCCUGCCUCUCAGAGGCCCUGAAGUCCUGUGAGGAAGGGAAAUAGUAAUUUAACCAAAGUUAAAUCUGUGUAACUCAUUUAUUACAAUUUUGAAAGGCUUGUCUUAGAAGCAUUAAAGGAGUAUUAGCUAAAAACAAACUAAAUUCCUAGAGAUGACAAUCAUUGUAGUCCUCUGUGAAACUGAAAAUGAUCACAUGAAAAAAAUGUGAGCAUAAAAAAGAGAAGUAAAGGUGUACCAUUAGCCUACAUACUGAGCUGACGAUCAGAUCAUAGAAUACUUUAUUUAAUCAAGACAUUUAAAAAUACUUAUUUCAUCUACAUACUUUCAAAGCAAAAUAAUUUCUGGGGCUAGUUUCCUUUGUAUAAGGCUUAAGCAAGGAAUAUAUUUCCAUGCCCUUUGAUCCAAGUAAAAUCUAAGGAAGAGGGAAAGUAAACCUUGAAAUUAAGACCUAGAAAUAGAUCCACCCUUGCAGACUGAUAAAAGUGGGCAAUCUAGUAGGCCAGUUCACAUUACAGUUAUCUCAGUUUUGCUUAAAGCAAACCCUAACCCUCAACCUACGAGGCCAGAUAGCAAAAGACGUGCAACUGGUUUAUAUUGCAAAUUUAACAAAGUGAACAUGCAAAGAAUUACAAUAGAAAUAAACUUUUACAAAUCUGAGAACUUUCUUUUUUUUUGAGACGGAGUCCCGCUCUUUAGCCCAGGCCGGAUUGCAAUGGCACAAUCUUGGCUCACUGCAAGCUCCGCCUCCCAGGUUCACGCCAUUCUCCUGCCUCAGCCUCCCGAGUAGCUGGGACUACAGGCGCCCGCCACCGCGCCCGGCUAAUUUUUUGUAUUUUUAGUAGAGACGGGGUUUCACCGUGUUAGCCAAGAUGGUCUCGAUCUCCUGACCUUGUGAUCCGCCCGCCUCGGCCUCCCAAAGUGCUGGGAUUACAGGCAUGAGCCACUGCGCCCAGCCACAAAUCUGAGAACUUUCUAUGCAAUCUGCAGAAAUUUUUAAGAAUAUAAAUAUGCUUUUGUCAUUUUAUACCCAGUCUGGCCCAGGUUUGCACUGCCAUAAAUUCAGUUUUAAUGGGAACAGAAGACUCCAGAUCCUCUUGAUGGGAAGAAAUCAUGAAAUUUUAGAUGAUUGACUUGGUUUUCAUUUGUAGAAACUGGGUAUGAGUUGGCUUAAUGAAAAUCCUAAAAUAAUAAAAUAAGCAUUAGUAAUAAUAUCCUUGUUAAAUGAACAAAGUGAAUACGAUAUAAAGAAUGUGAUACCAGAAAGUUACUUUAAUAUUGACCCUAUAUAGGGAAGAAUAAUCAAAUAUUUGCAAAAUAUGUUAUUUUUGUUUUAUAUAUUUAACUUCUACCCUAUGCCACAACUGAAGACAGGUUACAAGAACAUGUGCUACUACAAAGUAGGAAACUGGCAGAAGCCAAUAAGUAUCACUUAAUAUUUUGGUAUGGAAACUUUUUUUUUUUUGAGAGAGUUUUGCUCUUGUUGCCCAGGCUGGAGUAUAAUGGCACAAUCUCGACUCAUUGCAACCUCCACCUCCUGGGUUCAAGUGAUUCUGCUGCCUCAGCCUCCCUAGUAGCUGGGAUUACAGGCAUGCGCCACCAUGCCUGGCUAAUUUUGUAUUUUUAGUAGAGAUGGGGUUUCUCUGUGUUGGUCAGGCUGGCCUCAGACUCCAACCUCAGGUGAUCUGCCUGCCUCAGCCUCCCAAAGUGCUGGGAUUACAGGCGUGAGCCACCGUGCCCAGCUGGAAACUUUCAUUUCUUAAAACAGAUUUAUAAAAGUUUUUGCUAUAUAGUGACUGUUAGCCAGUAAAAACAGGGAAGAUUGAUUAAUUUAGAAGAAAUUGAAAGAAAAUAUAUUUAUUAAUGUUGCUUUUAAAUGCAAAUUAUCAGAUUGAGGAGAAUUUUGAGACCAUUGACAUUUUUCUAAUUAUGACUAAAAUUUAAUCACUAUACUUAAUAAACAUACUCUAUUCAAGGUCUUGUAAUAAAAUUAUAGGGAGGAAUAAAACAUAAUUGACCCCAGCGACAUCAGCAAAAAUGGGUGGACUAGGAAGCUGCAAGCUUUUGUUUGCCUAUCAAAACAUUAAAAAAAAAAAAGAGGCCGGGCGUGGUGGCUCACGCCUGUAAUUCCAGCACUUUGGGAGGCCGAGAUGGGCAGAUCACGAGGUCAGGAGAUCGAGACCAUCCUGGCUAACACAGUGAAACCCCAUCUCUACUGAAAGUACACAAAAUUAGCUGGGCAUGGUGGCGGGCACCUGUAGUCCUAGCUACUUGGGAGGCUGAGGCAGGAGAAUGGUGUGAACCUGGGAGGUGGAGCUUGCAGUGAGCCGAGAUCGUGCCACUGCACUCCAGCCUGGGCAAUGGAGCAAGACUCUGUCUCAAAAAAAAAAAAAAAAAAAAAAAAGCAACUGUCUGAACGAACCUUGUUAGAGCUUUGGAAAACAGUCAAAGGUUUACAGCAACCAAAAGAAUGCCCAAUCAUCUGCAGAAUGGUAGGAAAAUAUUGUGACUUUUUAGUGGCUCUUGCCCGAGCCUCUCCCUACAUUGUGGCAGUCUUAAAGCAGCAGAAGCCCAGUCCCCUCCCUUGAACUGGAGAAAACAUGCUAGACCUUUUUUGCAAAUUACUGUGUACAUUUUUUUCUAACCUGUCUGCGGAUACUUGAAGGACUGACACAAGGUCACAUGUUUGUUUUGCCUAACUGGUAGGGUGGGCACUGCUUACAAAAGCUGCAAAGAACCACAGGUGCAUGGGGCAAGAGGUUAUGGGUGUAAACAUAAAAUAGAACAACUAAGGCCCAGAGGAGAAUCUGGGGUAAGACUUUGGGAAAUUAAGAACAGUUACAUAUACAGGGGGGAUUUAAAAUGCGACAUGCAUGCCCAGGGAAAACACUUGCCCGGAAAGUUCUAAGACCCAAGCUUUCACCUUGGUCUGGUCCCUAAGCCCAAAAGCAGGCCAAAGUAAGUAUUGAAGGAUUACCUGGGACAAAGCUGAUUUGUAAAAUCUAGGAUUGCUCCUAGCAUUCAAGGGAAUUUAUGUCAAAAUAGCUGAACGUGACAUAAAAGGAAGAGAGACUUCAGUGAUCACACACAGAAGGAAUAGUCUUUUAUAAAAAUAAUUUGGAAAACUCUCAAAACAAAUGGAUGACAGCUUUUAAAAAUAAAAAAACAAUGAACCAGAAAACCGUGGGGAAAGGAAAGAAUCUCAUACCUAGAGUUACCAUAUUAUAAUAGUGAAUAUCCAACUCUCAAGGAAAAAAAUCACAAACCAUACAAAGGAACAGGAAAAUAAUGCGCAUUCAAAAGAUCAAAAUUAAUUGACCUUGUCCUAAUGAAGGACAUUAAACUAGACAUAUACUUUAACUCAAAUAUGCCCAAAGAACUAAAGGAAAACAUGAACAAAGAAUUAAAGAAAUCAGGAAAAUGAUAAAUGAACAAAAUCAGAAUAUCAACAGAUAGGCAUUAUAAAAAAAUUCUGGCAGAGAAAAGUAUAAUAAAUGAAAUUUUCACUACAGGGGUUCAGCAGCAGAUAUAAGCAGGUAGAAGAAAGAAUCAGCAAACUUGAGAUGGGAUCACUGAAAGCAGAAACAACAAAUCAAGCCUACAUAGUUUUAAAAGAUACAUAUCACACACAAAGAAGUGAAGAAGAUAUGGUGCAUUUUUGAACCACAACAGGAUGUAGUUAGAAAUCAGUAACAAAAGGAAAAUUGGAAAAUUCACAAACUUGUGGAAAUUAAACAAAACACUCAACCAAUGGGUCAAAGAAGAAAUCACAAGGGAAAUUAAAAAGAGAAAAAUGCAACAUACCAAAAUUUAUAGGAUGCAGUGAAAGCACUGCUAAAAGGGAAAUUUGUAGACAUAAAUGCUUACAUUAAAAAACAAAAAAGACCUCAUGUCAACAACCUGACUUUGCAGCUUGAGGGGGAAAAACAUACUAAAUCCAAAGCUAGCAGAUGGAAGGAAAUAAUAAAGAUUAGAACAGAUAUAAUAAAUUGAAUAAAGAUUAGAAACACUAGAGAAAAAUCAGUGAAACUACAAGUUCUUUAAAAGACCAUAAAGUUGGAAAGCCUAUGCGUAGAUAGACUAAGAAAAAAAGGAAGACUCAAUUGCUAAAAUAAAUGAAAAUGGGAACAGCACUCUAGAUUCUAGAAAAAUGAAAAGGGUUAUAGAAGAAUACCUUCGACAAUCUAGAUGAAAUGCUCAAAGUCCUAGAAAUGCAAAACGUACUACUGCUGAACUAUGAAAAAAAUUUAAAAAUCUCAAUAGAACUAUAACCAGUAAGGUAAUUGAAUUAGUAAUCAAAAUUCUCCUGGAAAAAAAGCACUGGACCUGAUGGUUUUCAUUUGUGAAUUCUACCAAAUAAGAAGAAAUAACCCCAAUCCCUUCUAACUUUUCCCAAAAAUUGAAGAGGAAGGACGCUGCCUAAUUCAUUCUGAUGCUGAAGCCAGACAAAGAUACUACAAGAAAAGAUUACAGACCAGUUAUUCCUUAUGAUCGCUGAUUCAACAAUUGUCAAUACUAGGAAACUGAAUUUAGCAGCAUAUUAAAAGGAUUGUACACCACGACCAAAUGGAAUGAAUUCCUGGAAUGCAAGGAUUGUUCAACAUACAAAAAUCAAUAUAAUAUACUACAUUAACAGAACGAAGCGAGAACCAGAUGAUCAUCUCAAUUGAUGCAGACAAAGCAUUUGACAAAAUCCAGCAGCCUCUUGUGAUUAAAAACACUCAACAAAUGAGGGAUAAGAGGAAACUACCUGAACAUAAUAAAAGCCAGACAUGAAAAGCCCACGGUAGACACCAUACUUAGUGGUGAAAGCUUUUCCUCUAAGAUCAAGACAAUGCUCAUUUCACCAUUCCUAUUCAACACAGUACUAGGAGUUCUAGCCUGAGCUAGAAAAAGAAAAGACAUCUAAGUUGGAAAGUAAGAAGUAAAAUCCUAUAUGUUCACAAAUGAUAUGAUCUUUAGACAACCCGAAAGAUUCCACACCAAAAAAAAAAAAUAACUGUUAAUUCAGUAAGGUAGCAGGAUACAAAGUCAACCCACAAAAGUCAGUUGCAUUCCUAUACACUAACAAUGAACAACCUGAGAAGGAAAUUACAAGAACAGUCCCAUUUACCAUAGCGUCAAAAAGAAUAAAAUGCACAGAAAUUAGCUUACCCAAGGUGGUAAAUGGCUUGUACAAUGAAAACUACAAAACAUUGCUUCAAUAAAGAUAAAAAUAAACGGAAAUACAUCUCAUGUUCAUGGAUUGGAAAAUCUAAUGUUAAUAUGUCAGUACUACUCAAAGUGAUGUGCAGAUUCACUACAGUCUCUAUCAGAAUCCUAGGAUUUUUUUUUUUUUUUUUGCAGAAAUAGAAAAACCCAUCCUGAAUUUCAUGUGGAAUCUGAAGGGAUCCCAAAUAGCCAAGUCAGUCUUGAGAAAGAAGAACAAAUUGGAGGACUUAAACCUGCAGAGUUUAAAACUUACUAUAAUGCUACAGUAAUCAAAACAAUGUGAUUCUGGCAUAAAGGCAGACGGAUAGACCAAUGGGAUAGACUGGAGAACCUAGAAAUAAACCCUCUCAUAUGUAGGUAAAUGAUUUUUGACAAGGGUGCCAAGGCUAUUCCAAGGAUAGUUUUUUCAACAAAUAAUGAUGGGAAAGCUGGAUAACCACAUGGCUAACUAACAAAGUUGCAACCUCACUCAUUUGCAAAAAUUAACUCAAAAUGGACCAAAGACCUAAAUGUGAGAGCUAAAACCAUAAAACUCUUAGGAUGUGGCAGUGGUUUCUUGGAUAUGACACCAAAUUCACAGACAACGAAAGAAAAAAUAGGCAAAUUAUACUUCAUUAAAAUUUUGUGCAUCAAAGAACACUAUCAACAGAGUAAAAAGAUUACCUAUGGAGUGGGAGGAAAUAAUAUGCAGUUCACGUACCUAAUAAGGAUUAAACAUCCAGAAUACAUACAAAACUCCCAAAAUGCAACAACAGUGUAAAAACCUGAUUUAAAAAAUGGCAAAGGAUUUGGAUAGAUCUCCAGAGAGGACAUGCAGAUAGCCAGUGAGCACAGGAAAAAAUGCUUAGCAUCACUAAACAGUAAGGAAAUGCAAAUCAAAACCACAUUGAGAUACCACUUCAUACCCACUGGGAUAGCUCUUAUUAAAAUUAAAAAAACACACAAGUGUUGGCAAGGAUGUGGAGAAAUUGGAACUCUUAUUACUGAUGGAAAUAUAGUGGUAUGCAGCUGCUGUAGAAAACAGUAUGGUGAUUUUCCAAUUAAAUAUAGAAUUGUCAUUUGAUUCAGCAAUUGCAUUUCUGGGUAUAUACACAAAAUAAUUGAAAGCGGAGGCUUGAGGGUAUAUUUGUAUACCAGUGUUCACUGCAGCAUUAUUCACCGUAGUCAAAAGGUAGAAACAACCCAAAUACCCAACAGAUGAAUGGAUAGACAAAAUGUGUUAUAUCCAUACAAUGGAAUAUUAUUCAGCCAUAAAAAGGAAAUCCUUCUACAUACUACAUCAUGGAUGAACCUUUCAGACAUUAAGUAAAUCACAAAAGGACAAUACUAUAUGAAUCCACUGAUGUGAGGUACCUAGACUAGUGAGAUUCAUAGAGACAAAGUAGAACAAAGAUUACGUUUUGUCACAGGGAGCAGGAGGGAAUGGGAAUUUAUUGUUUAAGGGGCACAGAGAUUAGUGUGGGAUCAUGAAAAAGUUCCGGAGGUGCAUAGUGGUGACUGGUACAUACAACGAAUGUAUUUAAUGCCUUUAAACUGUAACUUCAAAAUGGUUAAAAUUUAAAUCUUACGUACAUUUUGCCACAGUAAAUUUUUAAACCACCAAAAAAAAAAAAAAAAAAAAAUAUGGCCUAGCUUUUUUUUUUUUUUUUAAAAAGGGCAGGGGGUGGGGUAUUUAGUCACAAGACAUAGAGGAACUUUAAGUGUAUAUUGCUAAGUGAAAGAAGUUAGUCUGAAAGGCUACAUACUACAUGAUUUCAAAUAUAUGACAUUCUGGAGAAAGCAAAGUUAGUAAAGACUGGUUGCCAGAGGUUCAGUGGGAGAGAGGGAGGGGUAAAUACAUGGAGUAGAGAUUUUUAGGGUGGUGAAACUACUGUAUACAAUACUAUAAUAGUGGAUACAUGACAUUAUAUAUUGGUCAAAAUCCAUAAAGACAUACAACAAAAAGAGGACCCUUCAUGUAAAUUACAGGCUUCAGCUAGCCUGGAUGACAGAGUGAGACUUUGUCUCAAAAAGUAAAGUAAAAAUGUGUCAAUAUUGGUUAAACAAAUAUACCACACUAGUGCAAGAUGUUAAUAAUAAAGGCCUGGGGUGGGGGGAAGCAUAGGGGAACUCUAUACUAUCUGCUCAGUUUUUCUGAAAAUCUAAAACUUCUAAUAAAGUCUAUUAAAAUUA